UGCUGGUCCGCUUCCCCUCUUCUGUCGUCGAAAGCAGGGCCGCUCGCAGCGGACGUUUAUACCAGUGCCGUCAGGAGGAAAAUCCAGUGAAAAUGAGUGACACGGAGGAAAAUGAUAUCCACGCCAGGCACCGGAAGGAGCGUAAGGAGAUGCAGGCGAAGAUUCAGGAGCUGAAGAAGGCGUCUAAGAGUGAUAAGAAGAAGAAGAAGGAGAGCCUCGAGGAGAUCGCUAGACUCGAGAGUGAAUUGGAUGAGAGACACGCUGCCGAGUUGAACGGCAUCAAUCGGGAGCACAAGGAGCGGAAGGAGUCCGAGUCCACAGAUCCUGAGGAGAGUCAUGACAAGAAGAGUCGCCUGUCCAAGGCACAGCGUCGCCGAGAGAAGAAAGAGAAGGAGGAGCGUGAUCGAGAGGCAAUGAUUCUGGCCGCGGAGGCUCUGAAUAUCAACACUGCCCGUCAGCAGGAGUGCACUGCCAUCCGCCAGCUGUUGCAGGCUCGGAAGCUGGCCAUGCACGAAAUCCCCUCUGACGGGAAUUGCCUGUACAAUGCGGUGAAUCACCAAUUGACAGUGACCGGCCGGAAGGCACUGGAUGUCACUCGACUGAGAGGUUUAACGGCUGACUACAUCUUCGCCAACAAGGACUCCCUCCUGCUGUACAUGACCAACCAAGAGACGAACAAUCCGCUCACAGACGCGGAAUUCAGCAAAUACUGCGACUCCGUGAAGAACACCGCAGCCUGGGGAGGCCAGAUCGAGAUCAAAGCACUGUCGCACAGUCUUCACGUGCCCAUCGAAGUUAUCCAGGCCGCAGGCCCACCCACCGUCCAGGGAGACACUGAGUUCGAAGGCCCCAAUCUCGUACUGACGUACCACCGCCACAUGUACAGCCUCGGAGAGCACUUCAACUCCACCAAGGUCGCUCCCGACACUCCCGAGGACAACUAACCAACCCACCAUU
Molecule: messenger RNA, 957 nt
Organism: Phlebotomus argentipes
Lineage: Eukaryota; Metazoa; Arthropoda; Insecta; Diptera; Psychodidae
Product: deubiquitinase OTUD6B
Exons: 1
Coding region: 93-944 (283 amino acids)
Biological process (GO): protein deubiquitination
Molecular function (GO): cysteine-type deubiquitinase activity
Source: RefSeq, a predicted model, not a curated record